AUGGCCGACGCGAGGUCUCUCCUGCGCCAGCAAAAGGCCUCGCGGAGAAUAGAUCACCCUCAUGCUGCCUACUCAGCCGCCGGAAAGCUGUUAUGUACCCUCUGCAGAGAACAAGUCAAGGCCGAAUCAUUAUGGGACGGCCAUCUGCUCAGCCAGGGCCACAAGCACAGAGUACAGCAGAAAAAGGUCACCCAGACAACCUCAACAAGUCCAAUGCCGGAGCCAGCCCCAAAUGAUGCCGUCCCCAUUCACAAGCGGAAACUUGAGCCCGUCGACGAGCAGGAGCAGGACAGGGAAAUGGAAGACGCCGUCCCUGUCAAGCGUAGCAAGCCUGAUAUCGCGCCUCUCACGGGCAUAGCUUUCAACGGCACCCCUGCUGCCGCCGCCGCCGCUGCUCAGGAACACGCAGCCAAGAGCGGAAGCACCAGUACGCCAGACCAAGUAUACAGCGCCGGUAGCAACAACAGCAAAGAGAGCACAAAAACGCCGCCCAACCUGAUCCGCAGACUCUCCACCACGCCCUCGCAGGGCGUUGAACUCCAGAUCCCGUCGCGGCCGGCAACACCCGCUCAUAGAGAAGGUGGCUCGGCGUCUUCGGCCUCCGCAUCAGGGGGAUACUUUGCCCUCCAGUCUCAGACGGGCCCCGUGACGCCGUUGCAUCGCAAUGCCUCGGCCGCCAACGUCACGGGUCCAGCACCUACCGCAGCGUCAGCAGCAGCCUCCGCAGCAGACAAGACGGGCUCAGCGGCCCAGCAAGUCGAUGAGUCGGAAUGGGCCGCCUUCGAGGCGGACAUCGCUGCGGCGGAGGCGCCCUACGACCAAGGGGCAGUCAUCUCCGCGCCGGCCAUGACAACGGAGGAGGUAGCCGCCAAAGAGGCCGCAGACGCAGACCGCAAGGCUCAAGCAGACGUGGACAUUGAGGACGAGAAGGAAGAGGCCACCCGCGCGCUGGAAGAUGAAUUCGCGGAGAUGAAGGAACUCGAAGCCCGGGUCAAGAGUCUCAAGGAGAGAAGGAACCAGAUUUUGAAGAAGAGAAGAGAGAGCCAAAGUCUAGGAACUGCUCCUCCUGUCGAGGGGGCAUCCUUGGCUGCAGCAGCAGUAGAUCAAAAUGGUGCUGAGGAAAGAGUUUCUGGGGAUGAAGAGGAUGGCGACGACGACGACGACGAUGAUGAUGAAGAGGAGGAUGACUGGGAUGGGUUCCGGUUCCGCACAUGA
Molecule: messenger RNA, 1215 nt
Organism: Metarhizium brunneum ARSEF 3297
Lineage: Eukaryota; Fungi; Ascomycota; Sordariomycetes; Hypocreales; Clavicipitaceae
Biological process (GO): mitotic DNA replication checkpoint signaling; mitotic DNA damage checkpoint signaling; nuclear DNA replication
Cellular component (GO): spliceosomal complex; nucleus
Molecular function (GO): nucleic acid binding; zinc ion binding
Source: RefSeq, a predicted model, not a curated record